AUGGCGCAGGUGAAGUCCGCGAUAGAGCGACUCCGAGAGGUAUCGCUCGUGUCGGAGCUGCCUACUGUCAUCAAGCUCAUUAUGAAGCGAAAUAUCGACAUUAAGAGGCCGGACGCAGAUGGCCGCACCGCGCUCCACUACGCUUGUAUGAAUGACAACAGGGUUUUAGUGUCGUACCUCCUCUCGCGUGGCGAUAUCGACGUCGAUUGGAAGGAUAAGGACGGCAAAACUGCGCUUCAGCUGACACCUGUGGAGGCCCGCUUCGAGAUGCGACUUCUGUUUUCAGAGAUGAUGGCGAUCCAGCAGGCGCGUGAGCGCCCGUCAUCGCAGAGGGGCGAAGAGGCGAAUGAGCAGAUGCUCGACGAUGACCUGCGUGAGUCUGACAAAGUGAGCCCUGCUACCAUGCGUAAGAUGGCAGUGUGCCUGGUGUUGCCGCUGCUGGUGUUAAUAUUCUACAACGGCAUCCUCUUUGCGGUUCAGUUCAUUGCGGGAACGCUGUGCUUCUAUUACUUAGCCGUGGCUUACUUUGUGUCCGAAGUAGCCAUUCGGCCGCCCUGGUAUCACCACCACCCUGGCGCUUCCGCCCUGACCAUGAAGGGGUGCCCAGACUACUGGCAAGGGUGGGUCUAUAACCCCAAGAGGGACUUCGGCCUCGAGUACGACGAUGUCGAGUUCCCGUCGACGGACCAUUACACGCUCCGCGGGUGGUACGUCCCUCCACCGCCGGGGAGGGCGCGAGAGAUGGGCGUUGUCCUGGUGCACGGCGGUGGCCGCGACCGUCGUUCGUGGGAGCGACACCUGCCGUUCUUGCACAACGCCGGCUACGGCUGUUUGUUGUUUGACUUUCGCGAGCACGGCCUGAGCAGCGGCAGGAUGCGCGGUUUUACCUUCGGCAUCAAGGAGCGCUUUGACGUCGUAGCGGCGUGCAACCUCAUGCAGUCCAAGUACGGCUACAAGCGCAUCUGUGCCAUGGGAACCAGCGUUGGCGGUUCCUCGGUGAUAAUGGCGGCCGCCAUAGAUAAAAACAUCGACGUCGUCAUUGCUGAGAACGCAAUCACCACGUCGGCGACCCUGCUGGAUCAGCAGAUGGUGACGGUCUUGAGUGGCUACUUUGCCCAGAAACGGUAUAGCGUGGUACUCUUCCGACUGUUCCGCUGGUGCGCCACCUUCUGGCUCAACUGGCGCAUUGGCAACAAGCCGUCGAAACAUUGCCAGGCACUGCACUGCAUCGCCAAGGUAUCGCCGCGACCAAUUCUGCUGAUGCACGGCAUGAACGACACUCUGGUGCCGGUGCGCCACUCGGAGAUUUUGUUCGAGGCGGCGCUAGAGCCAAAGCAGCUGUACAUAUGUGAGGCCGCCUUCCACUGCGGCCUUUACAACACAAAGCCAGACGAGUAUGAAUCGACAGUGCUUGGGUUUUUGGAGAAGUACGGCGUUGCCUCAUCCUCAUCUCCAUCCCCAUCACCCCCCAAGGAGGGCAAGAAGGACCAGUAG
Messenger RNA from Leishmania braziliensis MHOM/BR/75/M2904, 1494 nucleotides. RefSeq lists its product as hypothetical. The record is from RefSeq and is a predicted model, not a curated record. The coding region runs from base 1 to 1494 and encodes 497 amino acids. The transcript has a single exon. NCBI's taxonomy places the organism in Eukaryota, Euglenozoa, Kinetoplastea, Trypanosomatida, Trypanosomatidae. Gene Ontology annotation, molecular function: protein binding.